AUGCAGGGUAACCACCACCCAAACAGCCAACAGAGCCAGAACGAGAAACUGAUCCAAACCCUUCUGUGUCGCUCGCAGGUCUCUCUGGCUACGGAUCCGGGUCAGCUUCGGGAUCUGGAUCCGAGGACGAGCGGGACGUCGCACCGACGCCGGCGAGACCGCCGAUUGAGCCGAGCAUGGGUAGUACGCGUGCGGUAUUUCGUGAGUGAACGAAAGCAAGAGACGAGCUGCUCCUGCUACUGACAAAGUGGCACAUCCCAUAGCCUCCUCCUCGACCCUCUCACGCGUCAAAGCGACAACCACGACCGGCGGCGGGAACAGCUCCACCUCGUCGUCCAGAGCAUCAUCCCCUCUCCCCGGAGUCAAGGUCACGAACCAUCAUUUACCUUCUUCGAACCUCAACUCGCCGGGGGGGAGGUACCAGAAUGGCAAGGGCAAACAGAGGUCCUCGUCGCCCCCUCCUUACGAACGCGCGACGACGGCCGAACCUACACCACCCUCGCGCACGAGCGAUCAACUCACUCCACCCAGCUCGCCCCACCACCACCGUACGACUCGCCAAGCCGGUUCAGCCAUCGCCACCACAUCCAACAUCACCCUCGAUUCCCUCUCCCAAUUCAACAUACCCCCCUUACCGACCCUCGGCGUGAACCCAAACGUACAAUCCAAAAUCGACAAAUUCGUCACCCUCGCCCACGAGAGAAACCUCUGGUUCAACGAUACGUUGGAAUCGAGCAAGGCGUUCAGGAAUCCGAGGAUACUGAGUCAGUUGGUCGGCUUGGUCGGCGUCGAGGAGACGAGUAGUAUGUGGGGGAAAGCAUUUUGGGAUGUCCAACUCGUUGCGACGGAAGGGGAUGCGAGGAGGAUUGGUACGUCAAGCUUUGGUUCGCACGAGUGGGCUGCGAAUCAGGAAGAAUGAGAUUGAAUUGUUUCAUUUCUCGCAGCCACAAUGCAAAAGGACCAAUCCGAGGCACGUCAACAAGCCCAAGCCGCAGGAUCGAGAUCCAACAUCUCCUUCACCUCCGCGUCAUCGACCUUGCAAGCCUCACAUCGUGAUCAAAGCGAGAAUGGGAGGCAUCACGACGCCGGCUCGGGGAAACACGAUCGGGAUCGGGAUCGAAAUAGGGACAGGGAUAGAGAGAGGAGUCGUGGUGGAGGAGCGGAUAAAGAGAGGGACAGGAAACGGUCGAGGUGGGGGCAGACGGAAAAGGGGUGA
This is a messenger RNA of Microbotryum saponariae, 1216 nucleotides long. The record is from the annotation of a GenBank genome assembly. Lineage: Eukaryota; Fungi; Basidiomycota; Microbotryomycetes; Microbotryales; Microbotryaceae.